Molecule: messenger RNA, 7713 nt
Organism: Girardinichthys multiradiatus
Lineage: Eukaryota; Metazoa; Chordata; Actinopteri; Cyprinodontiformes; Goodeidae
Gene: mcf2a
Product: MCF.2 cell line derived transforming sequence a
Exons: 31
Coding region: 428-3997 (1189 amino acids)
Biological process (GO): dendrite development; intracellular signal transduction
Cellular component (GO): cytoplasm
Molecular function (GO): protein binding; guanyl-nucleotide exchange factor activity
Source: RefSeq, a predicted model, not a curated record
UCAGAGAGGGGAGGGGAAGGGACAGACAGCCGUGGCCAGAUGGAGCUCUGUUUGUUUGGAAGCAGCUAACUGCUGCUGAGAGCAGGACACACUGUCAACUCUGGUGUGUAUCAACUGGGGGAGAAAAAGACACCCGAUUGGGGCAACUACGGGUCAACAAACUACUGCUGAGUCCCUGUGAAGACGGCUCCUCUGCCGUUAUGUAGCUGUGCAGCUCAGUGUGAAGGCACUCUCGGCAGCUUCAAGGUCGACAACCUCAGGGAGCUGUCCCCAUCUGACUCUCACACCCGCAGAACUUGAUGGAUUUCCUGUUCUAGCACUUCUAGUUCUCCGUAAACUUGCCUGACCGCUCUGAAGAGAGUAUGAGGCCUGGACUGCUGUGAUCAAACAGUUGUCCCAGCCUGAUUCUGUGACAGAAACCGAGGGAAUGGGCCCAGCUUCACUGCAGGAGGAGAGGUACCUGGGCAAAGAGUCAGAGGAGAUGGAGAGCUACCGCUGCCUUCUACAGGCCGGCUCCCAGCUGGAGAGCACCCUACAGCAGGUGACUGUCCCAUUGAGCCUGAAGGAAGUGGGAGGAUAUAUAGAGAAACAAGUUGCAUAUCUGUCAGGAGGGCGAGGGGAAGACUCCAGUGUCAUCAUCACCCUCCCAGAGUGCUCAGCGUUCAGUGACAUUCCAGAGGACGCUUUAGCCAAAGUCUUUACCUACCUUACCCUUAUCCCUCGAACCAGACAACCUGGAGUUAAAUUUAUCAUCAUUUUAGACCGAAGACUGGAUACAUGGGCCUCUAUCAAAGCCGCUCUUGCCAGGAUAGCAGCCUCCUUUCCUGGGAACCUCCACCUGGUCUUGGUGCUCCGACCCACCAGCUUCUUCCAUCGUACUGUAACAGAUAUUGGUUUCCGCUUCAGCCAGGAUGACUUCAUGCUCAAGAUGCCAGUGGUGAUGCUGAGUUCUGUCACAGACCUGCUGCGCUACAUUGAUGAAAACCAGCUAACAUCAGAGUUUGGAGGCACUUUGGACUACUGUCACAGUGACUGGAUUGUGUUACGGACGGCAAUUGAAAGUUUUGCUGUGACUGUAAAAGACAUUGCUCAAAUGCUACAAGGCUUUGGCACUGAACUGGCAGAGGCAGAGCUACCAGAUGAGGGGAAAGUUAUUGAGCAACUCCUUGAAACUCACACUGAAAAGUACAAGAAGCUCAAGGAUGCAAUAAGGUCAGUUUCAAAGGAGGGUCGCCAUCUUCUGUCCAACCUAGAAACAACUGGGAAGGAUGAUGACUCACAGUGGGAUGUGAAGCUGGACUGGGAGACAGUAGAGAGUUCCUCUUUUAGGCUUCUUGCACAGCUCAGAGACAUGGAGUCGGCCUUUGACGGCUUCUUCGAGAAGCAUCAUCUGAAACUCCAUCAGUACCUUCAGCUGCUCAGAUAUGAGCAAAGCUUUCAGGAGAUCGAAUUAUGUCUUGGGCGUCUGAUGCAUCAAGAGGGAGAACUAUCCAUAAAUAUGAGCACUCUGGCUCAAACAGAGCAGGCUCUCAAAAGGCUUGACAGCCUGGAGUCUAAUGGACAGGAAGUGAUGUCUCGAGCCCAGAUCAUCAUCCUUCACGGACACCAGCUAUCAGCAGGUCACCACUAUGCCAUGGCGCUCAUUAUGCAGCGCUGCAAUGAGCUUCGGCACCACUGUGACACUCUCUCUGCUGCUCUUAAGUCUAAGCACUAUUUUCUGAUGCAAACACACCAGCUAUUGCUUUGUCUCGGGCAGGCUCAGACUUGGUGUGAUGAUGGAGCAUAUUUGUUGGCAAACCAACUAGUAGACAAGUCCCAGUCCAAGGAGGGUGCUCAGGCAGCUUUAAGGGAAAUUGAAAAGUUCCUGGAGGAGGCGCCGUCUAUAUUGAGCUUAGGUCAUGAUGUUCUGGCUGUUGAGUAUGAGGCUGUCAUCACACCUCAGCUACAGACUCAAAUUGGGAAAGUGUUUGAAAAGCAUUUAGCAGUACAGCAGAUGAUCCAGAACCGACAAGCUUGUUUGAGGAAGCUGGCUGACAAACAUGUGCGACCAAUCCAGCUGGUGGCCCCCAGGCCUGAGAACCAACCUCGCACUAAAUCACCGCUCUUCUCCCCAAAGCACGGUGAUGGCCUGAAGUUCACAUUUGACAUUUCUCUUCCUGGGAAGAAAUCAUCCAGGAAAAGUCCAAACCCCAGAAAAAUAGAGGUGAUUCAUGACUACCAGGAGGGCCGGAGCUGUGUGUCAUACAGUCUGGAUGGAGACGACAGCCCAGAUUUCCUGAAGCGUCAUGUGAUGAGGGAACUUAUAGAGACUGAGAGAAUCUAUGUGGAGGAGCUGCUGUCGGUGCUGCUGGGUUACAGGGCUGAAAUGGACAGCCCAGCUCUGUCGAGGCUUGUGCCACCGAUACUACGCAGUAAGAGAGAUAUUCUCUUUGGAAACAUGCCUGAGAUCUACAACUUUCACAGCAGAGUUUUCCUUCAAGACCUCGAAGGAUGUCUGGAGGCUCCUGAAGCUCUCGGCGCUUGUUUUCUCCAGCGGAAAGAAAGUUUCCAGAUGUAUGAAAUGUACUGUCAGAAUAAGCCACGUUCUGAAGCACUUUGGAGACAAUUCUCAGAUUGUGCCUUUUUUCAAGAGUGUCAAAAGAAGCUGGAUCACAAACUGGGCCUGGAUUCCUACCUGCUGAAACCGGUCCAGCGCCUCACCAAAUACCAGCUGCUACUCAAGGAGCUGCUCAAGUACAGUCCAGAUUGUGAGGCCACCUCUGAGCUGAAGGGGGCGCUAACAGCCAUGCUGGAUCUGCUGAAAUCAGUCAACGACUCCAUGCAUCAGAUUGCCAUUACAGGAUAUGAGGGGGAAAUCUGUGAACUGGGCCGUGUGCUGAUGCAGGGCUCUUUUAGUGUGUGGAUUAGCCACAAAAGAGGUCCCACACGCAUGAAGGAGCUGGCUCGCUUCAAACCAAUGCAGAGACACUUCUUUCUGUAUGAGAGAGCUCUGCUUUUGUGUAAGCGUAGAGAGGAUCAUGGAGACGGUAGCGACAAGACGCCCUCCUACAGCUUCAAGCACUGUCUCAAGAUGACUGCUGUGGGGAUCACAGAGAAUGUCAAGGGGGAUGUAAAGAAGUUUGAGAUCUGGUAUAGUGGGAGGGAGGAGGUUUAUGUGGUUCAGGCUCCCACAGUGGAAGUAAAGAUGGCCUGGCUCAAUGAACUCCGUCGAAUUUUGACCAACCAACAGAAGCUGCUUAGAGAUGAAGCAUAUCAACAUGGCCCAGCGGCUGAGCACAUGCAGCUUUCUCCAUCACCCAAUGAGAGCUGCCUAUCCCCAAUCCUCCAAAUCCCACACCUGCAGGGGCAUGCGGCCAUCCAGAGGGGUCCCCAGGGGCUGUCUGCCGGGGCUGGACUUUGUCUCUCUGUCAGCUGGCGUGUUUGUGUGCCUGCGGUCCCGGAGCCCCCAUCCUCGGAGCCCCCGGCAACGGCCCCGGCCGCGCCUCAGCUGCUCUCAGCGCCGCUGACCUGGCGUAGCGCUCAUUGCAAACAGCAGAGGGCGUCAGUGAGCUCAGAGGACACUGAGUCAGGGAGGAGCAGUCCAGAGCCCCAGCCUCACUCUCCUAAGAACCAGCCCAACCGUCGCAGUUGGCCAGGAGCUCAUCAGUCAGUAGACAUCUGCGAGGGUCUAGAGGAGUGGUCUGAAGAUCAGGACGCCUUCCUCCCAUCUGAGAUAGAGGGGAAAAAAAUUGUCAAACUGUCCCCAGGCAAGUACAGAGCUAUGGCUGACUGUCCCCAAAACGGACCAGGUGGCAUCAUCAUCAAACGGGGAGACGUCAUCCAUCUACAAUGUGAAGACAACAGGGGGCGCUGGCUUGUGAAAAAUCUGAGUCAGCAACAGGAGGGCUUCAUAGCGGCUGCCAGCCUGCAGCUCAUUAUAGGAACCAGCAGCCAUGAGCACUCUCCCAGACUGGGAGAAACGGGGAACCUGAAGGUGAGAAAGAUGAGCUCCCCAUAGAGAAGAAAGAACAGAGGAUGAAUCUCAUGCUGGAUGAUGAGCAGAGAUGGAGCAGACUGAGUCAUAGCUGUCUCUCUAACCGAGCCUGCCAAUACCUCCUCUCCUCAAAGUGGCUGCUUUCUUCAGCACGUUAGCUCCUAAAAAGAAGAGUGGGAGUCAACUAAGCUGAUUUCCUCCCUUGGUUUUCUCUUAUGAUCUUCUGAACAGAUGUUUUCCGAUUGUAAAGCCAAUCUGAUUGUAGCCAUCACCUCAAAGCCACAGGAGCAGUUAAGGCCCUAUUGGACAAUCAACAGCUGACCUGGAUCAUGUUCUUCCUUCUUUUUUAUUGGCAAUAACUCUCUUGUUCUUCUAGCCCCUCGUCUGAAACAUAUGGAGUCAGCAUGUAUGUUUGGCGCUGCAGUAGUCCGUCAACUCACAAACUGGACUUAUUGUGUCCCAGCUAAUACUUGAGGUUACAUUAUUCCUAAGAGCUUGUCUUUCCGUUUCUUUUUGUUUUUGUUUGUUUUUUCAUAAGGAUGAAAACCAGGAUUUAAUCCUUUAACUAUUGUACAAAUUGUAUCCUUUUUAAAAUUUUAAUGAAUUUUAUUUUCAUUUCUGUGUAAAAUGUUCUGUUGUCCUCAUGUCACCACUCUUCUCUACAGUUAAGAGUUUAAUGCCAAAAUGUGCCAUGCCUUAUUGCCUUUUUAUUCCUGCUCAUUUAAAGUCUUUGCACUCUUUGCAAAAUCAUGUUCAAAUGUUCAAAAUGACCUCACAAAACUACAUCGGACACUUUAAAAAGGUGGCUCUGUUGUGUUUAAAGGCCAUUUAUCAUAAUUUUUGCUAUUUUCAUUUUUCUGUUGUGUUCAGGCUUGUAGCUCAAGAUAGUUAUAUUCUCUCAGAUCAUGAACGAUGAAAGAAAAGGAAUCACAAGACAACUGAGAAUGCAGCCAAAGGUUGCUGAAGAUUGAUAAUAUGUAUUAAUGCCAAAGUCAGCUGUACAUAGCACUACGGCUACCCAAAUAGAAAGUAAUUAUAGUAAAGUCUCAAGCUCGAAUGUAAGUUCAUAAAGUGAAGAUCUGUACAGUAAUUUAUCCAAUUUAAGUUGGAAGUAGGGGGAAAUGUUGUCUGAGAGUUUGUAGCUUGGAGAAUUACCAAACCAGCCCCCUACAGAGGGAUUUAAAAGCACUGAUUGUAAUUUGCCCCAGUGGGAAAUGACCGACUGUGGCAAAAACUGUUAUUCAAUAAAGAAAAAUUCUGGCAGCAGUCAGGUUGGAUAUUAAAAGUUCUGCUCCAGUUCUGACAAGCAUCGUUACUCUGAUGCAUACAGGUGUCGGCAAUUCCUUUUCUUCCAACAACUUUGUCACCAGACUACCUUUAAUCAGGCAGCCAUGCAAUGAUUGUGCAAGUCUCAAUUUUCUCUGCCCAAUCAGUCUCUGUGUUAUUCAUGGGUGUUUAACUGCACCAUGGUAAAAACUGUCACAUGCAGUUGGUUUCCCCACAACAACGUCAAUCUAACGCUACACAUAAAAGGAAAGUUAAAAUAUGGACAUGCAGUCGAACUGCCGCUGCAGUCAAAUACUCUCAUUCAUUUGGCUUAGACACUGAAAACAAAACACGUUGCAGAUACAGGUAGUUAUUGUGGCAUGCAGGAGGAUAAUUUUGAGACAACAGUUAUAGAUUUACUGGGGUCUGUGGACAUCAUAAGAUGUUUUUUACUGACAGAGAACACAAGAAGUAAACUUUAUGCUCUCAACGUCUCUGAUUACAUCGAUAGUCUAGCUGCUGACUCCCUGUUCAAACUAUCUGUUGAAGCCAUGGCAUGAAGUGUCCUCUUCCUCCAGCUAUUGUUUGCUCCUUCCUUUAAAUCCAAGAUUCCUGAUUGUUAAAUAAUCCCGAAGCACAAAAAGUUUGCACUAGACAGUGUUUGCUUUGUUCCGCUUGGAAAGAUCUCAUUCUUUUCACCAGUUUACUUCCACAGAUCUCCACCCACAUUUCCUGCACAGGUGAUCUUUUGUAGCAAAAAUACUUGCAUUACCAUUUGGCAUUCUUGUUAAAAAGGUUUGUCAUAAGAGAGAGAGAUUUCCAGACAUUUGGAUGGUGUGACUAAAAAUGUACUUUGUCUCAUAAAAGCGUGCUUAAUGUACUUAUCCCCUUUGAAACGUGAUGUAAAAACUGAUUGAUUUACUUUUUCAUACAUACAACAGCUGUAAAAUAUGAUGAUCUUUAGCCUUUAGCUACAAAUCCACCUAUUCUCUAUUGAAUGUGCUGUGUGUUUGCUGCUUUGCCUUUUUCACUGUGUCUUCCUCCUGUUCUUGCUGUAUUUCUUUGUUUAUCCCUGAAUGUAUGAAGUGUUGGAAAGGAGACAUUACCCCCCUGCGUGGAUGGCAGGAGUUGGCACUUGAAGGCUGAUAUUGUAAGACACGGAUAAACAUGAUGAUGGACAACAACGUAUUCCUUGGAGUGUAGCCGAGUGCAAAUUGCCAUCAUCUUCCUCAGGAUUUUCUAAAAGGUAACUGUCAUUCACGGCACAGACAAGAAGUAUGGAGGAGGGGUAAGAGAAAAUUAUGCUGCGUCUACUCAAUCAUCACAGAAGAAAAUUGAUUCCUCUUUCAGUAUUAUAGAUCAGUAACUCUUUCCUUCCCCAUUAAAAGGGGUCCCAUACAGCCAACAUGACAUAUAUAUUCAGUGUUCAACACUUAAUUAAAUAUUGAUUGCAGACUUUAUGAUUUCAAUUACCCUGGUGAAGACCACAAGCCAAAACGCGGUGGUCCGCUAAUAAAGUUGUUUUUGAGUGUUUCAAAUGUGGCUGGAGUCUUCACCUCAUCAAACUUACACGAUUCACCAUAUCAAACUGAGCUGGGGUGAUAGGCUGUUCUUUAAGUGGAAGUGAGUCCAGAAAGCAGCGAGGACUACUGCACACAACACACCAACUAAAAUGGUAAUUUCUUUCUUUACCUGUCAUCAGUUCUGCUUCAUGUUGUGAAGAAUCUGUUGAGUCCCGUAGGAGAUCACCUCUCCAUAUGUUCAAAGAAGCUAUGCAUAAGUAUUGAGGAACUUUUGUUGAAAGUGAUGCGACAAAAUCAAGAUGGCCUCCUUUCAUUUUCUUUUUUUAUCCAAAAUGCUGCACAAUUUGCACAAAUGUUAUAGAGGUCAGAAGAGUAGCUUGAAUCUUGCUGAGUCAUGUAACGUAUUCUUGUUGCUGAACAUUUGUUUUAUUUUUCUGAAAAUGCAUGGCAGUUGGACAAUGGUGAUAUAACAUUAUAUUUAAUAAAUUUAAUUUAAUUAAAUAGCUUUUGUUCUACAAGAAGUAAUCUAAUAGUAUUCACAUAUAUAUUGCAAUAACAGUUUUUAGGAUGGCUGAAAUAUACACAACGGAUGUAAACUAAUACGCCUGUACUCAGAAAAGAAAACAGAUGUAAAUAAUAAUUCUCCUGGAUAUUUUUACAUUUGCAGUUGGAAAAGGUCUGAAGCUUUGGUCUUGAAAGGUUUAGUUUUAGUCAACUGGUAUAACACUUAAAAAGCCACUCACCCACAGAUAACCCCUUUGUUAUACUUUAUUUGGAUAUAGUUGGCAGCUAUCGCUAUGAUUUAAUACUCAUGCUGUGUUUUUUAAUAUAUGGAGGACUAAUCCUGCCAUAAUUAAGAAUAUUUACAGAAAUAAAUAAAUGACUGUUGUUGCAUUUAAUGGUGCACUAAUGUACACUGCUCAAGAAAAUAAAGGGAACACUCAAAUAACA